Messenger RNA from Phodopus roborovskii (desert hamster), 603 nucleotides. It is a transcript of the gene Leutx, whose product is annotated as leucine twenty homeobox. Gene Ontology annotation, biological process: regulation of transcription by RNA polymerase II. The transcript is spliced from 4 exons. Gene Ontology annotation, cellular component: nucleus. Gene Ontology annotation, molecular function: RNA polymerase II cis-regulatory region sequence-specific DNA binding; DNA-binding transcription factor activity, RNA polymerase II-specific. Lineage: Eukaryota; Metazoa; Chordata; Mammalia; Rodentia; Cricetidae. The record is from RefSeq and is a predicted model, not a curated record. The coding region runs from base 1 to 603 and encodes 200 amino acids.
AUGGUUGUGCGAGCCACCAUUGUCGAUGCUGGACAGUCACAACAUGACCAUCAAUACUGCACCGUAUUCAGCCUGGAACAGAUUAAGGUACUCCAAGAGGCCUUUGACAGCAACAUGUUCCCGUCGAAGGAGGAAAGCCAGGAACUGGCUUCAAGGCUCCAGCUUAAGGAGCUGGUGGUGAAGAUGUGGUUUAGAAAUCAACGAGACAAACUUCAGACACAGCAGCAAAACCAUCAGUGGAGGUCACCUCUGGCAACAUCCAGUCAGGCCAAGGUGAAAUCCCUGAAAGAUGAUGAGGUCGGUGAGGUGUUGGUGCUCAAGGCUGACUAUGCUCAACUGCCAAGUACCAGGGGCUCAGACAACAGUGACCUGGAAUCAUGGGAGAAUUUUAGAGCAAAGCAACCUGAAGAUGCUGCCUCUACAGCGAAGUGUGUGGAGCAUUCUGAGCUUUUGGGCAUCUAUCAAAGCAGCCCGAGGAUGGUCCAACCUCCCUGGGUAUCUCUGGCCUUUGACAUAGAUACAUUAGUGAAAAUGUAUGACUUGCCUGGGGAUGAUGACCCCCAAGACUUUGAUAAGUAUCUCUACCCAGGGUGCCUUGACUGA